Molecule: messenger RNA, 6467 nt
Organism: Acipenser ruthenus (sterlet)
Lineage: Eukaryota; Metazoa; Chordata; Actinopteri; Acipenseriformes; Acipenseridae
Product: collagen alpha-2(V) chain
Exons: 54
Coding region: 169-4686 (1505 amino acids)
Cellular component (GO): collagen type V trimer
Molecular function (GO): extracellular matrix structural constituent; protein binding
Source: RefSeq, a predicted model, not a curated record
UUAUUUAAAGCUGUAACUCCUAAAAACGUGCUUGCAGAGUUUGUGCUGGGGCUGGUGCUGAAGGAAAGGGAACACACACAUGCUAACUUGAUGGUGCUGUAAUAACCUUCAUUUUGUCUUCUUUUUUUCUCAACUGCACACUGAAAAUCUCAUGUCUUAAAUGUAGACAUGGUGAACUUUGUGAAAUCCAGGACUUUUCUAUUUUUUGCUGUUUUUGUGGUUCACAUUUUUGUUGUGAAAUGUCAAGGGAGUGGAGAUGAAGUGGGUUGUUCACAGGAUGGUCGGACCUACACAAAUAGAGAUAUAUGGAAACCACAGCCAUGCCAAAUCUGUGUUUGUGACAGUGGAACAAUUCUCUGUGACGAGAUUCAAUGUGAGGAGAUUCUGAACUGUGAAAAACCAGUAAUACCUUUUGGAGAAUGUUGUCCAGUAUGUCAAGAUGGAGAGGGGGCUGAUGGCCGUGGUGAUGGUCGUGGUGGCAACGAAGGCAGCGCUGGUAGAGGAUAUAAGGGCCAGAAAGGAGAACCAGGACAAGUCCCUUAUGUAACAGGUAUAAGAGGUCGCCCAGGCCCAAUGGGCCCACCGGGUUCACAGGGACCCCGAGGUGAACGAGGAUACAAAGGAAAGCCGGGUCCUCGAGGUACCCCUGGCUAUGAUGGUGAGCCUGGUGUUCCUGGGCAGCCUGGAGAACCUGGCCCCCCUGGCCACCCCACACACCCUGGCGGGAACCAAUUUUCACCUCAAAUGAUGGGAGGAGCUGAUGAGAAAUCAGGAGUCAGUGGCCAGCUCGGAAUGGUACCUGGAUCAAUGGGACCAGCAGGAGCAAGGGGGCCUCCAGGGGUUACAGGCCAACCUGGUCAUCCAGGUCCACAGGGUGCACCAGGAGAAGUUGGGGACCCAGGAUCAAUGGGUCCAGUUGGUGUUAGGGGUCCUGAGGGUCCAUCUGGAAAACCAGGUGAAGAUGGUGAACCUGGGAAGCCUGGUCAGCCAGGAGAAACUGGGUUUCCUGGAUCUGCGGGUGCAAGGGGUUUUCCCGGGGCACCUGGUCUCGCAGGUAUAAAGGGGCACAGGGGACAUCCAGGAGCAAUUGGCCCAAAAGGGGAGCGUGGAGCUGUUGGGUCAAAGGGUGAAUCUGGCCCAACUGGUCAAAUGGGUCUAGUAGGUCCAGAGGGUCCAAGAGGAAUUCCAGGAGAGAGAGGACGGUUUGGACCAUCAGGAGCCCCAGGUAGACGUGGUUCUCAAGGAAACGUUGGUAAAACAGGUCCCAUGGGGUCUGUCGGUAUAAGUGGCCCCCCAGGUUUCCCAGGUCCUCCAGGAACAAAGGGUGAAGCUGGUGCUACCGGAGUUCGAGGACCUGUAGGGCCUCAAGGCCAGCGGGGUGAAACAGGACGUCAAGGCAACGUUGGAACUACUGGUCUACCAGGUCCUGCUGGGACAGAUGCUGGCCCUGGUACUAAAGGUCCAGUGGGGAGCGUGGGUGUCUCAGGUCCACAUGGCCCUCCUGGUCCCCUAGGAUCACCUGGACCUGAGGGGAGUAGCGGGCCACCGGGCAUCAAAGGUCAACCAGGAGACAUUGGAGUACCAGGAUUCAAAGGAGAAGCAGGGCCUAAAGGGGAACUGGGUCCACCUGGGGCUCAAGGUGUAAUUGGUCCCCAAGGUGAAGAAGGAAAGAGAGGACCUCGUGGAGACUCGGGAUCUGUUGGCCCUCAAGGUCCAACUGGUGAAAGAGGUGCUCCAGGUAAUAGAGGUUUCCCUGGUGCCGAUGGAUUACCUGGUCCGAAGGGUGCACAAGGAAAUCGUGGCAUAACAGGUACCUCUGGUCCUAAAGGCUCUGUAGGAGAUCCUGGCCGCACAGGUGAACCUGGGCUUCCUGGGGCAACGGGACUUACUGGAACUCCUGGUGUUCAGGGUGCUGAAGGAAAGCCUGGGCCAGUGGGUGCAUCUGGAGAAGAUGGGAGACCAGGACAAGCAGGAUCAUUGGGUACAAGAGGCCUUCCAGGUGUCAUGGGAUUACCAGGCCCAAAGGGUUUUAAUGGUGACCCAGGAAAGACGGGUGAGCUGGGUUCUCCAGGUGCACCAGGACAAAGGGGUCCACCUGGCAAAGACGGUGAAGUUGGCCCUGCAGGUCCAGCAGGUCCACAUGGAGUAGCCGGAGACAGAGGGGAGCAAGGACCUCCUGGUCUAACAGGUUUUCAGGGUUUACCUGGUCCACCAGGUCCACCUGGGGAGUCCGGAAAGCCAGGUGAUCUGGGUAUUCCUGGUGAGGCUGGUGCUUUCGGUCAAAUAGGCCCAAGGGGAGAGCGUGGAACUCCAGGUGAACGAGGUGAAUUGGGAGCUCAUGGUCUUCAGGGUCCUAAAGGUAUUCCAGGAGCUCCAGGUCCUGAUGGUCCAAAGGGUAACCCAGGGCCUACUGGAGCUGUUGGUGAUCUUGGCCCACCAGGUCUGCAGGGAAUGCCAGGAGAGAGGGGUAUCUCAGGUCCUAAUGGCCCAAAGGGUGAAAGAGGUUCUCUAGGUGAAAAGGGAUCAGAAGGUACUCCCGGUAAUGAUGGUGCUAGAGGUCUUCCAGGCCCAAUUGGGCCACCUGGCUCAAAUGGCCCCUCUGGUGAGAAAGGUGAACCUGGCCCUCGUGGACCACCUGGUCCUGAUGGAGCCCGAGCAAGUCCCGGAGCUCGUGGUGAACCUGGUCCUAGUGGCCCUGUUGGAUUUGCUGGUCCACCUGGUCCUGAUGGUCAGCCUGGUGUUAAAGGUGAACCUGGUGAGCCUGGACAAAAGGGCGAUGCUGGAUCUCCAGGCCCCCAAGGAUUGUCUGGAUCACAUGGACCAGGAGGUCCUCCUGGUGUGGCUGGACUAAAGGGUGGUCGUGGUACUCAAGGCCCACCGGGUGCAACUGGUUUCCCUGGAUCUGCUGGCAGAGUUGGCCCACCUGGUUUAACUGGUCCUGUCGGUCAGCCUGGACCUCUCGGUUCUCCUGGAAAGGAAGGUCCUGCAGGUCUGAGAGGUGAUACUGGUCCACCUGGACGCCAAGGAGAGCGUGGGGCUGCAGGGCCUUCUGGAGGCCCAGGAGACAAAGGGGACUCUGGAGAAGAUGGCCCAACUGGUCCUGAUGGCCCUCCAGGUCCUUCAGGAACAACUGGACAAAGAGGGAUUGUUGGUUUGCCAGGUCAGCGAGGUGAAAGAGGAAUGCCUGGUCUUCCAGGGGCACCUGGUACUCCAGGAAAACAAGGUACAUCUGGUACCUCAGGUGACAAAGGUCCCCCGGGUCCUGUCGGCCAACCAGGUUCCAAAGGUCCUGUUGGAGAUCCAGGUCCAGAUGGACAUGCUGGAUCAGAUGGCCCUCCAGGUCGUGAUGGCGUCCUAGGUGAAAGGGGGGAUCGUGGGGAGUUAGGUCCUGCAGGUCUGCCAGGUGCUUCAGGGGCUCCUGGUUCCCUAGGACCUGUUGGCCCUACUGGUGAGCCCGGAAGAAGAGGUGACCCUGGCUCACGUGGGCCACUGGGUCCUUCUGGUCUAGCUGGAAAACGAGGAUUACCUGGUCCUCAAGGCCCCAGGGGUGACAAAGGAGAACACGGAGAUCAAGGAGAAAGAGGCCAGAAGGGUCACAGAGGCUUUACAGGAUUACAAGGCUUGCCUGGUCCUCCCGGUACUACUGGUGAGCAAGGAAGCGUUGGUAUUAGUGGACCCUAUGGUCAGAGAGGAUCACCGGGACCAGUGGGCCCUCAAGGCAAAGAAGGAUAUAUCGGACAGCCUGGUCCAAUGGGACCUCCUGGCACACGAGGACUCUCUGGUGAAGUCGGACCUGAAGGUCCUAAUGGAGAACCUGGUCCCCCUGGUCCUCCUGGUGCUCCUGGUCCUCCAACUGCUGCUGUGGAUGAUUUAUAUGGUCACCAAGAUUAUGACGUUGGCCCCCCACCACCUCCAGAAUUCAAUGAAGAUGAAGCAGUUCCAAACAGCAAUAAAUCAGAUAUUCUAACUGCUGACCCAGGGGUCCAAGCUACCCUGAAAGCUCUUGGUAGCCAGAUAGAAAACAUGCGCAGCCCUGAUGGAACCAAAACACACCCAGCCAGGACAUGUGAUGAUCUGAAAUCAUGCUACCCAUUAAAAAAAAGCGGUGAAUACUGGAUUGAUCCCAACCAGGGUUGUGCUGAAGAUGCAGUGAAAGUGUAUUGUAAUAUGGAAACUGGAGAGACUUGUAUUUCUGCAAACCCAUCCAGCAUCCCCCGUAAAACAUGGUGGAGUACAAGGAAUCCCACUAACUUAAAGCCAAAAUGGUUUGGAGCAGACAUGAAUGGCGGGACACUUUUCAGCUAUAGCAGCAACGACCAGUCAUCAAACACAGUCACUGUCCAAAUGACGUUUUUGCGUCUGCUGUCAAAGGAAGCCUCACAGAAUAUCACAUACCAUUGCAAAAACAGUGUGGGUUACAUGGAUGAAAAAAAUGGCAAUCUGAAGAAAGCUGUUCACCUUAAAGGUGCCAACAACCUUGAUCUUAAAGCAGAAGGAAACAGUCGGUUCAGAUACAAUGUCCUUGAGGAUAGCUGCACCAAAGCCAACGGCAACUGGGGUAAGACAGUCUUCGAAUACAGAACACAGAAAACAGCUCGUCUUCCCAUUGCAGAUAUUGCUCCAGUGGACAUUGGCGGAGCGAAUCAAGAAUUUGGUAUCGACAUUGGGCCAGUUUGCUUCUUGUAAAUAAAGGAAAUGGAUACAUUGAAGUUAUUCCUGAGACUCUUGAACUAGUGGCUGAUUUGAUCAGCACUGUACAUACAGUACUUUGGAACAUUCUGGUCUCCUUACAAAAUAUUUAUUGUGCCUUGAACCCUUUUUGUGUUACAAGAUUUCUAGCGUAGCAUACAACAGAGGUCUUAGUGUUUCAAUGGCUCAUGAUUCCAUUGGUAAACUAUAAAGCCAAUUGUUGUGAAUGAGGUUUUGUGAAUGCAUAUAAAAGGAGCAUGUUGAAGCAUGAUAGACCUGCAAACUUGUAUUUUCUGAACAAUUUAGUAAAUUCAAAGUUAAAAAGUUUCUGUCUUGGUGUUUGAAAAUAAUUAUGGUAAGCCAGAAUUCUAUGACAUAAUGGCACAUUCACAAAACUUUAUAUUCAAAUAAAAACUUGUGAAACAGCUAAAAGUUAUAUAAAAUAUACAUACACUUGUUUGUUUUCUUAUGAAGUGCUGAUACCUGAGUCAGCCUCCCCCUUAAUAACCACUCUAAGAAAGAAAUGAGUUGCUAUCAUAGUGUACUUUCACUUAAAAUCUACUAGCUUAUUAAACUGCUUUUCAAGUCCUGAAUAUAUUUAGUAUCAACAUUUAACAAAGGGUACAAUAACAAGAGCUUUGUAAUAUUCCUUUCAAAUCAGUGGUGCUGCAUAGUGAACAAGAGUUUAUGAAGCUUAAAUCUGUAGCCAAAUAUUACCUUUUCCAUACUGACUUGCUAUCGCUUUAGUUCAAAGAUAAUGAAUAGUUUGAACAAGUACUUCCUUAGUGUAAGCUACCUCAUCUCGAAAAAAUGGGAUGCAUUGUUGUCUCUUUUUAAACAUUUUGGUGCUGUAUUUUAAAAGGUAUAUGAGUGUAGCUAUCUCAGCAUUGCAAAAAGGCAGGGUUUGAUGGUGCUAAUACAUAUCUGUUCUUUCAGCUGCUGAUGAAGUAGCAAAUCAAAAGGCUAUCAGUUCUUUAUUAUUUUCUGGCAGUGAUGUACCUUAUCGAGAUGCAAUAAAGGUCAGCAUGUUUUAUUAUGUAAAGCAUGUGGGUAGAACAGUCUUUUAAAUAUUUUGGCUUUAUUUUUGCUCAAUGCAGUAUUUUCUUUUUUUUUCUAAUAAAAUCUGGGUGAUUCCAAAAGGAAAGCCAAGAACAUUGUCUUGUCUGUGUAUUUUGCUAAGCUUUGCAUUUAAACAAUGUUUUUUAAUGUCAGUGAUUUCUUUAUUGUCAAACUCAUGCAGACACUUGACUGAUGAAAUAUUGUAUAUUCUAUGUGCUUUAGGUUUACCUGUUUUUACUGCAUAUAUUUUUGUUUUGUUUGUUUUUUUUACAGAAAUUGGAUACUUAAGUAAAUUUAAUUUACAUUUUCUUAAAACAGCACAUUUUAAGCUGAUGAAGAUGUAGGCUUCACUACAGAUCCCGGUUAGCAUUAGGUAGUCCAACAUUAGUUCACAUGUUCUAUGUCAUUAUAUCGUUAUCAAUGGAGCUUUAAAUAAAACUAAACCAAGGUUUGUGUGACAGAAAAAAAGAAAAUGUUAUCCCUUUGAACACAAAUAAACUCUCCAGUUUCUGCAUGUUCCCAGUGCUUCUGCAGUGUCAUUUAUUAUCUCCCACUGUACAGUAUGUUCUUGUCUCUCAAGCUUUUAAUGGUACCUACUAUAAAAGUGCAGAUUUUUUUAUUUUAUUUUUUUUUCAUUUUCCUUAAACAGUGAGUGAAUGAUAUCAUACUUAUACUUGGAACUGUUUAGAAAUAAAAUUAAACUGCUGGCUUUCCUUCAA